GUUCUAUGUCGGUUCGGUUCUUUAAAAAAAAAAAAUCUGUCUCUUCACUCUCCUGCAUGUCGGUUUAAGUUGGAUUUCAAAUCUCUCUCUCUCUCUGAUUCUGUUUCCCGAAGAGACGUGAUCAUCAUCUCAAAACCCUAGACACAGACUCUGAUCCUUUCUACUCCUCUGCUUGAUCUCUGUGUUCAUUUCGAAUCAGAAGUGGAGAAGGUCUUGAUGGAUUCGGACACAACCAACAAAAGUAGUAAUGAAAAGAAGACUUGCGCCGAUUGUGGAACCAGCAAGACACCUCUUUGGCGUGGUGGUCCCGCUGGUCCUAAGUCGCUAUGUAACGCGUGUGGGAUCAGAAACAGGAAGAAGAGACGAGGAGGAGAAGAUAAGAAACAGCUGAAGAAAUCAAAUCACGGCGGAGGCGGCGAUCUCAGAAGAAACCCUAGAUUUGGUGAAUCACUGAAACAGAGGAUGGUGGAUUUUGGGAUGGGGAAGAGAUCAACGGUGGAGAAGCAGCGGCGGAAGCUCGGCGAGGAAGAGCAAGCGGCUGUGCUUCUCAUGGCUCUCUCGUAUGGAUCAGUGAAUGGGAUUUGCCUACCUGUUAAGCACAAUCCUGUCAUGCCCGAAAAUAAUAAAUUAGAAGUUCUAACGAAAAAUCAGAGUAUGGCAAGACAACUGGUUGCUCGGUGAUCCUCAGGCUUCGCCAGCUGGUCCUGCCGGAAGAUGUUCAAAGAAUAUUGCGCCUUCGUCCAAGUAUAACAGGUGCUCAAGACUUACUGUAUUGGAAGCUUAGUAAGACAGGUUCAUAUACAGUUAAGUCUGGUUACUAUGUACAAAGGCAGUUGGACGAUGAAAACGCACAACAAACUCAGGUUCUACCCUACUCUACUUUACAAUUUAGAAAUUCUCUCUUACAAAAAUUAUGGACACUAAAAUUGCCACCCAAGGUUAAAAUAUUUUGGUGGAAAGUGCUCCAUAAUGGGUUGCCUGUAGCUAAGAAUCUAAGUAGAAGAGGAUGUAGAAUUAAUCCUGAGUGUCAGCUCUGUGGUGACGAUAUAGAAUCUGUUUCUCAUUUGAUAUAUGAGUGUCGUAUUUCUAGAGAAAUAUGGCAGUUGGCUUGUCCUGAUUUGUCACAGAGCUUAAGAGAUAGUAUUGACCUCCAACUGCUUAUACAGAACAUAAUUAAUGAAACUACACGGGGGUCGCAGGGAUGUUUAGCAUGGUUUUUAGGGUGGAGAAUAUGGAAGAUGCGGAAUAGGUUACUGUUUGAAAAUCAUCGUGAUCAUAUUGUUCAGGUUAUCAAGGCAGCUAUUAUGGAUAUGAAUCUAUGGAAUGAAGCCAUGAUGCAAGAUGAACCUGUGCAAACUUAUCAUGUAUAGGGUGGUCCUUACAUAGUCGACAAGGCACUCUCCUCAUCCAAGGUAGCUCAGCAAUCACUCCAACGAACUCAGCACUUGAAGCCGAGGCAAUGGCAACUUUGCUAGCUGUUCAACAAUUGCAUAAUCUUGGCUAUAAGAACGUUACAAUUCUUGGAGACAAUGCUCAAUUGUUUAGGGGUUUGGAGUCGAACCGAUCUAAGAGAAGUAAAGCUUUUGCUUUUAACGAAGCUUCUACAAUAGCUCAUGAUAUUCUCAACCUCUCUGAGUCGAACCUCUUUUCUUUUAGACAUGUCUCUAGGAACCUUCUACAUUAUGUUGAUCAAUUAGCAAAGAAAGCUAGGUCAUCUAAACAGCAAUAUGUAAUAACGUGGCUCAAUGUUUAGUUCAUUGUACUCUGUUUCAAGGUUGAAUGAAAUGAAAAUGU
Molecule: messenger RNA, 1794 nt
Organism: Eruca vesicaria subsp. sativa (arugula)
Lineage: Eukaryota; Viridiplantae; Streptophyta; Magnoliopsida; Brassicales; Brassicaceae
Source: the annotation of a GenBank genome assembly